AUGUACUCACCGUUAGAUCUAUUUCAAAAGUUUUUCACCAAAGCCACGGUCAGAACCCUUUGUGACAAUACAAAUAGACAAGCGGCUAGAAACAUUUGUAGAGGCAAAAAGUUUAAGUGGAUAGAUAUAACUAUGAAGGAGCUUUACAAAUUCAUUGGAUUGGUCCUCUUUACUGCGCUGAUUAAGACGAGAACUAUCAGCGAUUACUGGAUAACAAACUCCAUCUUCUCGAUUCCGUUUCCAGCUACUGUGAUGAACAGGGAUAGAUACAGAAUCAUAUCAUGGAACAUCCACAUGAGUGACCCUGAUGAGGAUGCUGUCAAUGACCGUAAAAAGGGCACACCUGAAUAUGACCGGCUAUUCCGACUCAAACCAUUAAUGAAUGACAUUCGUCAUGCCUGCAUGUCCUGUUUCCACCCACAUAGAAACCUGGCUGUAGAUGAACGGAUGGUGGCAUCAAAAGCAAUAAAUGGGUUGAUUGAAUAUAUCAAGUCAAAGCCCACUAAAUAUGGCUUUAAGAUUUUUGUGUUAGCUGACUCCAGCAAUGGCUAUACAGUGGACUAUGCUGUGUAUAUGGGCAAGAACGUGUUCCCCAUUGGCUUUGGAAUGUCUUACGAUGCAGUGAUGUCAUUCGUAAGGCCCUCUAUCCUUGGCUCAGGUUACCAUGUGUACCUUGACAACUACUUCUCCAGCCCAAAACUAUUUAAGGACUUAUUUGACAUGAAAAUGGGAGCGUGUGGUACCAUGCGGGAAGGCAGACUGGGCUUCCCAAGAUCAGAAGAAAAUGCACUGACCAAGAAAUCCCCAAGAGGAUCUUUACGAUGGAUAAGGGAUGGCUCCCUGCUCUUUGUGAAGUGGAAGGAUGCCCGGGAAGUAUCGAUGGGUUCCACCAUUCAUCAAGCUUAUGGAGGGGAGCCCAUAAAAAGGAAACGCAAGAGUAAGGAUGGCAAAUGGUCUCAUGAGUCAAUUCCAGUACCCACCCCAAUUCUAGAAUAUAAUAAAAACAUGGGCGGCGUUGACUUAUCUGACCAACUGAUUACGUACUUCUCAGCCCACCGCAAAACAAUGAAGUGGUACCGCACUUUGUUCUACCAUUUUGUGGACAUAGCGACUACUAACAGCUGUGCAAAGUGAACAAGAUACAGCCCAUGACCCACAAAGAAUUCACGCAAAUGCUUGUGGCCCAGCUUUGCCAGGUUUCCAUUGAGACUCAGUCCAAGCCAAAGAACACUGGACACACACCUGUCCCGAUCAAGUCUGUGGCAGACAAAAGCAAGAGAAGCUCUGCAGGACGAAGGCGCUGCGAAUUCUGCAAGAAAUCAGGUCGGAGUGACAAGGACACUCCCUGGAAGUGCAAUGAGUGUGGGGUAGCACUCUGUGUCAUUCCAGACAGAAAUUGCUUUCAUGAUUGGCACAACCUUGAGGGAAUGGCCCCAGUUGAGUAUCUGUCUUCUGACUCUGAGUAAAGCUGUAAGGCUUGUGCAGCUACAGUAUCUUCAGAAAGUGAUCAUACCCCUUGACUUAUUCCACAAUUCAAAAUUGAUUAAAUAUUUUUUUUUUCUCACCCGUCUACACACAAUACCCCAUAAUGACAAAGUGGAAAAUAAAAUGGUGCACAUUUAUUGAAAUACAGAAGUAUUCACACACUUGAGGCAAUACAUUUUAGAAUCACCUUUGGCAGUGAUUUACAGCUGUGAGUCUUUCUGGGUAAGUCUCUAGGAGCUUUGCACACCUGGAUGUAAAAUAUUUGCCCAUUAUUCUUUUCAAAAUUCUUCAAGCUCUUUCAAAUUGGUUGUUGAUCAUUGCUAUAUUACCAUUUUCAAGUCUUGGCAUAGCUUUUCAAGCAGAUUUAAGUCAAAACUGUAACUCGGCCACUCAGGAACAUUCACUAUUUUCUUGGUAAGCAACUCCAGUGUAUAUUUGGUUAUUGUCCUGCUGAAAGGGGAAUUCAUCUCCCAGUAUCUGUUGGAAAGUAGACUGAACCAGGUUUUCCUCUAGUGCUGUGCUUAGCUCCAUUCCUUUUCUCUUUUAUCCUGAAAAAAUCCACUGUCCUUAUCGAUUAGAAGCAUACCCAUAACAUGAUGCAGCCACCACUAUGCUUGAAAACAUGGAGAGUGGUACUCAGUAAUGUGUUGUAUUGGAUUUGCCCCAAACAUAACACUUUGUAUUCAAGACAAAAAGUUAAUUGGUUUGCCACAUUUUUUGCAGUAUUACUUUAGUCCCUUGUUGCAAACAAGAUGCAUGUUUUGGAAUAUGUUUAUUCUGUACAUGCUUCCUUCUUUUCACUCUGUCAAUUAGGUUAAUAUUGUGGAGUAACUACAAUGUUGUUGAUUUAUCCUCCAGUUUUCUCCUAUCACAGCCAUUAAACUCUGUAAUUGUUUUAAAGUCACCAUUGACCUCAAAGUGAAAUCCCUGAGCGGUUUCCUUCCUCUCUGGCAACUGAGUUAGGAAGGACGCCUGUAUCUUUGUAGUGCCUGGGUGUAUUGAUACACCAUCCAAAGUGUAAUUAAUAACUUCACCAUGCUCGAAGGGAUAUUCAAUGUCUGCUUUUUUUAAUUUUUACUAAUCUACCAAUAGGUGCCUUUUUUUUGCGAGGCAUUGGAAAACCUCCCUGGUCUUUGUGGUUGAAUGUGUGUUUGAAAUUCACUGCUCGACUGAGGGACCUUACAGAUAAUUGUAUGUGUGGGGUACAGAGAUGAGGUAGUCAUUCAAAAACCAUGUUAAACACUAUUAUUGCACACAGAGUGAGUCCAUGCAACUUAUUAUGCAACUUGUUAAACACAUUUUUACUCCUGAACAUAUUAAGGCUUGCCAUAACAAAGGGAUUGAAUACUUAUUGACUCAAGACAUUUCAACAUUUCAUUUUUUAAAUUAAUUUGCUGAAGAAAAGCAGCACAUGAGUUAAUAACAAGUUAUUUACAAAUAUUAUAUUCCAAAAAUUAUUAUCUGUAACUUUUUUCCUACUCAUUCAGACUUCACAACCGCUGCCAUGUCAAUUUCAGGUACAGACUAAUUUCUGGCCUGAUAUCAUUAUGUCUACAAACAUAAUUCCACUUUGACAUUAUGGGAUAUUGUGUGUAGGCCAGUGGGACAAAAUCUCAAUUGAAUCCAUUUUAAAUUCAGGCUGUAACACAACAAAAUGUGGAACAAGUCAAGGGGUGUUAAUACUUUUUGAAGGCACUGUAUAGCCUAACCGUCACAGAUAAGGAGUGCUGUUAGGCCUGUGUCUUAUUGCUAAUUUUGGUGUAUUUCAAAGCCUUUUGUAAGCGAUUUCAAAAUUUUGCUAAUCUUCAAUUUUGACUUUUGAUAUGAUGAAUAAUCAUUGUGUUUUUCCAAGAUAAUGAUAUCAGGCCAGAAAUUAGUCUGUACCUGAAAUUGACAUGGCAGCGGUUGUGAAGUCUGAAUGAGUAGGAAAAAAGUUACAGAUAAGAAUCUUUGGAAUAUCAUAUUUGUAAAUAACUUGUUAUUAACUCAUGUGCUGCUUUUCUUCAGCAAUGUUGUGUUCUGGUAUUCUAGUGUGUUAUUAAAUCCUGCAUGACUGUAUGCACACACCUUCACACUAUUGCCUUCUGUUUGAUCAUAAUUUAUCUUUGUCAGAUUACAUAGGCUGACUUUUUCCACUGAUGUAAUAGCUACAUUUACUGGUCAAUGGUGUGGAGUUUAAACAUGUGGGGAGGCUACUAUGAAUAACAAUGUAUUUUCAGCUGUGUGAAAGAAUCGACCACAAAAGAACCCAGGUUUUCUCACUUCAUUUUACCGUGUCAUUCUUGAAAAAAUACAAUUAUGUAAGAUGAGUUACAAGAAACACAUUUACCUAAGAUGAACCAACCUUGUGUAUUAUUUGUUGAGUUACUCUUUUCUACUGUGUAGUAAUGUUUUUUGUUUUCUUAAAGAUUAACAGAAAAAAUGUCAACUGCACUGGAUUAAGUAAAUAAAGUAAACCUAACAGACUGUCCCCACUUUGUUGUGUACCACAUGGCUGCUGCAAAGUUCAUAAUAUAAAAUAACUUUGAAGUAAAGGUAUGCUUGGUAUGAGUACAUUUAUGACAUCAAAUACAACUGUUAUGUAAUAUUCAUAAUAUCAACUAGGUUUAGAAUUUAUAAGGAAAGCGAUACUGUGAUGCCCUCCUGUGAUGAGCCUAUGUAAUGGCAGGUUGUUUAAGGGCUAGAUCAAAAGUGAGUCUUGCAUAUUCUUUCUCAACCACUCUUGUGAGGUCAGGUAAUCCAUUUUUUCAAUAGCUUGAGCCAACUGCUGUAUUGUGUCACAUGUACAGACCUUUCAUUCAAAGGACUUGAGGAGAAUAGGGGUGCAGGUGUGUGUCACUUUGACAGGGAAUGAGGGAGAUUGAUUAGGCUGAACCGGGGUGCACAGGGCUAUGUCCCGUUAUGUGACCGGGAAAAAUAUGUGAGGGAGGAGGACCCUUCUCAAAUCUAAAAGUAAUCUGCGCUGCCUGGUCACAAGGCAGCGUGGUGCAUCGUUCAGCAACAUACAUGUCUUUUCCAUCAAAUAUGUUAGACUAAGCAAACACUUAAGCAUGUGAAAACGUAUGCAUGUGAAAGCUCAGAAUCCUAAAUCAUUACUUAAUGUGCUUGACAUACGUCACUUUGUUUUGAAACGACUUCGCCAUCGGCUUUGAAUGGGCACUCAGCUCAUGCCCGGGAGGCAGCCCUGUUCUAAAACAAACGCCACAUAGUAUCUAAACCCAGAGACCCAACAUCGCCAGACUUGCUAGACCAGACUGGGGUUUGGGGUUUGAGAUGUCUUUGGGCUUGUUCGACAUUGCAGCCGACGGUGCCGGCGACUGCCGACUGAAUGAUCUAAAUUCAUUAGGCCCUAAUCUAUGGAUUUCACAUGACUGGGCAGGGGUGCAGACAUGGGUGGGCCUGGGAGGGCAUAGGUGCCGCCAAUCAGAAUUGAGUUUUCUCCACAAAAGGGCUUUAUUACAGACAGAAUUUGCAGGGAUUUGUAGUCUUGCAUGAUGUCUAAUUUGAAUCAUCAAAUGAGAGUAAAUAGAGCCCCAUAUAUUGUUAAAAGUCACCUUGUCGAAGAGAGAUUUACACGGUAAUCAAAACGUCAUGCCAGGGUAAGCCUACACAAAACACUGCCCUUAUUUUAAGUGUUUAACAAUUAUUUUAAGUGGAAAAACGAUUAUGGGUAUUAUGACAUGUCCACUGUGGGGCUCUAUAUUAAACUGGGAUAAUGUUUUAGGUCACACUGGCAAGUAUAAGAAUAUAUGUCUUUUUGAACACUAUCAUUUAGUGUUCAAAGCAUGUGAAUGCAUCCAACUGGUAUUUUCUCUUUCACAACUGGAAAGGAAAUUACCUCCUUCCCUCUUGGUUAUGAAUGCAGCAUUAGCCCCCCCCCCCCCCCCCCCCCUCUCUGUGUGAGAGAGAGGGUCAGAGGAGAACAUCUGGGGGUCCUGGAUCAGAGAGAGAUGGUGGGGGAUGCAUUUAAUGCCCCUAUUACAUUGGCUGAGAUGAAGAGGGCAUUAGCUAAAGCUGGGUAGCAUCUCCUGGGAAGGAUAAAAUGUAUUAUAUCAUGAUGGCUCAUCUCAGUGAGACUGUAAUGGGGAACGUAUUGGGACUUUACAAUAAGGUGUGGCAGGAAGGGUAACUGCCUGGAAGUUGGAAGCAGGCAGUAGUGGUGCCAAUACGGAAACCUGGGAAAGACCCUACUAGUCCUUCGAGCUAUAGGCAGAUAAAUUUGACAUCUCAUGUAUGUAAACUUAUGGAAAGGAUGGUAACGGAAAAGCUGACUUACUUUCUGGAGAGUAGAGGACUAAUGUCACCAGAUCAAAGUGGGUUCAGGAAAGGCAGGGGAACGAUGGAUCCUGUACUGUGCCUUGUGUCAGUCAUACGGAAGGAACAGGCAAACAAGGAGGUAUUGGUAGACGUUUUCUUUGAUGUAGAGGCUUAUGAUUUGAUGUGGAAGGAAGGCCUACUUAUCAAGCUGGAUAUCAUGGGGGUUGGAGGAUGGGUUUUUAACUGGAUAAAAUAUUUUAUUUUUGGGCGAUCAAUACAAGUGAGUGUGGGGAGCUCUAUGUCAGAAAGCUAUGAGGUGGAUAAUGGUAGUGUCAUUAGUAGUUUGUUGUUCUCCAUUAUGAUUAACGAUGUAUUCUCCCAGGUGAGACCUGAUAUUGGAGGUAAUUGGCAGCAGAACAUUAUUCCCUACGUAAAAUAAAGUUACCCUCACUGUAGUCAACCUCAAAGAAGAGGUUUCGCUCACUACAAAGGAUAAGACAGCCAUUCAAGUCUUGGAGAACUGAGAAGGAUCAUGAUGAAGGCUCUGCUCCUUUGAAUAUUUUUCCAGACCGGUCUCCGGGAGUACAAUAAAAUGCUUCUGCCACGUACUCACCACUAGACAUCUAAGGAUGUAUGAACAUUUUAAGGAAAAGCUCACAAAGGUGGGCUUCAAGCUUUUUUGUGUUGACUGACUCCAGCAGUGGCUAUACAGUUGACUAUAUAGUAUACACAGGCAAGACCACGUUCCCCUCUGGCUGUGGAAAGUCUUACGUUGCAGGGAUGUCACUUAUAAAGCCAUCCUUCCUCUGAUCAGGUUACCAUCUAUACCUGGACGACUUCUUCUCCAGUCCAAAACUAUUCAAGGACCUAUUAUAUGGAGCCUGUCUCAGAAAGCGGGGCGGCCGAAGAGGCUUUAUGAACAAAAGGCACUGACCAAGAAAUCCCCAAGAGGGUCAUUCAUAUGGAUAAGGGAGGGCUCCCUGCUCCCUGCUCUUUGUGAAGUGGAAGGACCCAUGGGAGGUGUCUGUUGUUUCCACCAUUCAUGAGGUGUAUGGAGGGGAAGAGGCAAAAAGGAGACUGAAAAACAAGGAUGGCAGCUGGACCACUGAGUCCAUUCCAGUCCCAACGCCGAUUGUAGAAUACAAUAAACACAUUGGAGGCAUUGACUUAUCUGAGGAACUGAUUUCGUGCUACUCAGCCAACCGCAAGACAUUCAAGAGGUACAGCAGUUUGUUCUUCAACUUUGUGGACAUAGCGACCACAAACAGCUUCCUGAUUCACAAGGAUCUGUGCAAAGGGAACAAGAUCCAGCCUAUGCCUCACAAAGAUUUAAUGGAGAAACUCACAGCACAGCUUUGUGAGGUGCCCCUUGAGAUUCACACCAGGAGGGGGAAAAUUGGACACACCCAUCCGUAUCAA
Coregonus sp. 'balchen' is the source of this 7161-nucleotide messenger RNA. NCBI's taxonomy places the organism in Eukaryota, Metazoa, Chordata, Actinopteri, Salmoniformes, Salmonidae. The record is from the annotation of a GenBank genome assembly.